Molecule: messenger RNA, 1641 nt
Organism: Pseudocercospora fijiensis CIRAD86
Lineage: Eukaryota; Fungi; Ascomycota; Dothideomycetes; Mycosphaerellales; Mycosphaerellaceae
Exons: 2
Coding region: 1-1641 (546 amino acids)
Source: RefSeq, a predicted model, not a curated record
AUGCCACGCUUGAGUAGCCUUUGCGCUCUCAGCUCCGCCCUAUUGGCAGCAAGUGCGCAAUGUGCCCCAGAAGUUCGCAGACUAGAAAAUGCGAACUAUGUCUUCAACGCCAUCCACAGCUCCAUGCGCCAAUGGGGCUCCUCGUUGAGUCCAGGCCACAACGGCAUGUCCUUCUUUAUCGCCACACUUCCCAAAGGACAGCAGCUCUAUCACGGGACCGGCCGCGUCGAGCGCAUCAACGACACGGAAUGGUUGGCCUUCGAGCCCGAGCAUGCUCUCCACUUUGCUCGCUCACGUCGAGCACCGCCGCCUGGGAGAGGCGGACCGCCAGGACACGAAGGCGAACCUUGGCAUCCUCCGCAGGAAAUGGACGACGAAUACCCACAUUGGCAUUCCGCACCUCCAAAGCACGAUCUGAAGGCCCGACAUAUACCUGGCGAUCGUCCCCUUACCCAUACGGCCGCUCAAAGGGCGAGAGCCGAUUCAAAAGCCCACCGAGAACCAUUGCUCGAUUCCGAGCUUCCACCAGACGGCGACCUAUCUGGGUACCUGCACACAUAUCGUGCAAAGCAUGAUAUUCGUCUUUUGUAUUUAGAUGGACAAUCGGCUGCCAAGUCGGAUCUGGGUACCCUCGACUCACAAGACGUAGUGCUCCUGCACGGAAGCCCACCUCCUCGGGAAGACAGACCAAAGCACGCACGAGCCAAGAUCUUUGGACCACCAAAAGGCGACGAAAAGCGCGGCCCUAUGAACGAGGCCUACCGCGCCGCCAAGCUGUGCGAAAUGGCUCAAAAGCAAUGGCAAGGGAAGGUCGACGGAUUUCUUCGAAUGGAACUAGGCUUCGAGAUCAUCCUCUGCUCCUUUAAAGAUCAUCUAGAAGUCGAACGUAUCACUAGAACACAAAAUGGUGGCGGCCGCGGCGGCUUCGGUCCAGGUUGUGGCCAUGACAUUUCCGCCUUGAACUACUACCAAGCUGUGGCCUCACGUUUUGACGGCAUAGGUGGCGAUCGCGUGCGCGUGGACUACGAAAAGUUCGUGACACUCUUCACCUACCCUCAAGCACACUACUUCAAUGACCGCGGCCUGCCUCGCGCCGUCAACGAGUCAAAGGCCAUUGUUCCGGUCCUGGAUGCCGUCACCGACAUGAUCCUCGACGAGAACGAAGACCCCACAACCAACUGGCAAGCAGUGACAGAUCUGGUGGUGUCCCGCUACUCCGACCGAAUCGAGCGUAUAACAUCCGGAUCCAUUCCCUCCUCCAUCUCAGACCUCCGAAAACUAUUAGAAGCCGCCUUGCGACCAUUCAUCGACUACAGUGCACGCAACGCCACCCUCGAAACUUUCCCCUCUCACGCAAUCAUGUCGGUCACAUCAACCCUCUGCUCUCGAUUCCUCUUGGCGAGCGAACAGGACAAUCUCGAACAUGCGAUUUCCAUGAUUCAGGAGCUCAAAGAUUGGCUCGGCUGGUCGACCUGGAAAAGGUGUAGAGGAUGCGAGGUAGAUGAAGUGUGCUUUGUGCCGAUUUGGCCCAUGGGUGGUAAAGAGGAUAUGGAGAAUCCGAGAUGUAUCUCCAACGCGAGCGAAGUCGGAAGCGGAUAUUGGGGAGGACAUUUUGGAGGACCACCGCCUCCGCCAUUUUGA